Molecule: messenger RNA, 3992 nt
Organism: Musca domestica (house fly)
Lineage: Eukaryota; Metazoa; Arthropoda; Insecta; Diptera; Muscidae
Product: RNA polymerase II-associated protein 1
Exons: 14
Coding region: 267-3959 (1230 amino acids)
Biological process (GO): transcription by RNA polymerase II
Cellular component (GO): nucleus
Source: RefSeq, a predicted model, not a curated record
UUAGAUGGAGCCUACUGUGGAAAUGACGAAAUUGCCACACAUAUUUAUUAAGAAGCCCCACAAACGCCAGCUGAGAAUGUCAAACUAGCCCCGCGAUUCGUUUAAUGAAUGUGUCCGGCUGAUUGCGGUUUCCUCCUGUCUCAUUCGUAAACAACAGUGUUACUCGGGGGAUUUUGCACUCUGUUCAAUCUUUUUUGGCCUUUUUAUUUGUUUCAUUGGGAACGUCUUGAAUCUGGCCUCAACUAGUCUGUUUCCAUCGUCCCGAAAUGAUUAAACGACCCAAACCCGGCGAAACUGAGGAAGAUAUCUUGCGCAUGCAAGAGGAAUUUUUGGCGCAAAAAGCCAAAAAUCCUCAGCUACAGCCGGCAGCCCAAAUUGUUAAGAUCGACAAACCCCCCAAGCAAUCCCUGUUUGCCAAAGCCCGGCAGCAAGCACAAACAAAACCACCUGCAGACAAUGCACUACAACCAGCUCCCACAACCGAACUGAAUUCCAAUCUCAUCCUCGAGGAAAUACACAAAAAAAUUGUUGGAGAUGUUGCCGACAGUGAGGCUAGUAAAACCAUAACCGAUAUUGUUAUGGGUGAUAUUGUAGAGAAGUCUUUUGAUGCUCCUAAAGUGGUGAAUUAUUCCCCGGAAGUGGAAACUGCAGCAUUUCCCAAAAUUCAAAAAAUAUCGCUAGGAAAUGUUGCCCAGAAAAAGGGAAAAAGUAUUUUUGCCCAGACAUGUAAUAAGAAACCCUCAGAGAAACCACAACCAAUGGAAGUUGAUGAAGUUGUUGCAUUGGAAAAGCGUAGUGAUUUGAAUGAAUUGUAUGGCAAGACAAGUGUCAUUGUUGAGGACACCAAGACCGCCAAUGAAAUUCACAAUGAAAAUCUCAAUUUGUUGUGUAAAAUGAAAGAAGAGGAGAUACUGGCUGAACGGAAGAAGCUGAUGGAGUCAAUUGAUCCUGCAAUUGUUGCUCUGUUGGCCAAGAAACGUCAGGAGAAGGCCCAACAAAUAAUGUCCCCAAAUGCUCAAAAGUCCCCUCCAGCAGUGCCUUUGAAUCAAACAACGUCUCCUAAAACUGUUACUCUUGAACUAGAGGUCGAGUCAUUGCCACCAACCAAUCCAGCCGUUGAAAUUCUACAACGCUCCGCGGCCGAACAAUGGAUACAUUUUGAUGUUGUGGAAAAAGAUAAAUUAGAAUGGAUGCGGGAUAUACCAUUGCAAUCGGCUAAACUAAAGCCGGGGCAGAAAUUCGAAGCACGUUUCGAUUGGAAGGGAGUACUGCUGCCCUAUACCAUGGAUGAGAUUAGUGACAAAACUAAUGGUGCUGUGGAAAAAGAUGAUCGUGAAUUGUAUAUGCAUGGUGAUGAACCUCAUCGUCCUGGUUAUACGUUGCAAGAACUAUUUAGGUUGGCCCGUUCAAAUGUCAUGCAGCAGCGGGUGACGGCCUUUAGUGCCAUUGCCGGCAUAUUGAGUAUCUAUCAGCAGGGUUUUUAUGAUCAAGUGCUAGAUUUGCCCAUUAGUAAAAUAUUCUUCCUGCUGAGAUUUGGUUUCGAUGACAAUACCCCCGCAAUGCUGGAAAUUGUGGGCAAGGCAUUGGCCUAUUUGUUUUAUAAUGAAACAGAUGAGACUUUACUGGAUUUCUUUUAUGAUAAUCCAGGCUGCCAAUGGCAACCUUCUUUGGAAGUAUUAAAUUUGGAAACCCUUGGCGAUGAUGACGAAAUGAAAACUAUUGAACAUUUACAAAAGCAAAUGCAACAAAUGCAGUUGUCAUUCAAGGGUGCUGCCCAUACGGUCAAUGCCAAUGUUGAGGAAAACGAAGAGGAAAGUAAAACAUCCAUGAGUGAUUUUCAAUUGGCUGAAACCGAUUUAGUUGAUUGUCUUUUGAGAACAAAUAUUCUGCAGAGAAUUUAUUUUAUUCUGAAUGUGGUGAAACCAGAAAAUGGCACUGUGUCGUCUUGUUUAAAAUUGCUUAUACGUCUGGCCAGAUCCGGCAAGGAGGUGGCCUUACAAAUAGUCAACAAUGAUGAUUUAAUGCAUUGCUUGUUUGAGAACUUUUUACCGGGUUUGGAGAAAGUUGACACCUGUCUUCAGACACCCCCUUUCUACAAUUAUCCCCAAUAUCUAUGCCUUAAACUCAUGAGAAUUUUAAUUUCCUGUAAUCUAAGCAUUGCUGUGAAAUUAAUCAAAUUCAAAUUAAUUGAUAUUUUGGAAAAUUAUUUAUUCAAUCGAGAAGAUAAAAAGGGCAAUCUUAUUAAAGUUCAAAUCGAGGCGUUACGCUGUCUAAGAUGUCUACUACUAUUGCGCGUGGAGAAUAAUACUUUACAUAGAAAAUUUGUAACCGCCUUUCGUUACAUGCUCGAUUGGCACUACAAUCAUGUAACUUAUGAAGAGGGCGGACCCUUUUUGAUACGACAACACGCAGCGGCUCUACUGGCAACAAUUGCCAGCAUCAAUGGUCCGGUGGGCUGCGAAGUAACGGCCCUGUUGGGUGACAUAUUGCAUGAUUGCAGCUGCAAUUGGUUCCACAAGGCAAUGCGUUUUGGUGUGAAAGAGUUUUCCCAAGCCACUUUGCUAAGUUCCUGUCUGAAUGCUGUUACAUGGUAUAUACGACACACGGAUACGGCACGUUUUCAGAAUUUCAUUGGCAAAUAUUUGUGUGAAUUUAUCAAGUCGGAUAGUUUUGUAAAGUUCAUCAAUACAAUAAGUUCCUCCUCAAUUGUGCUACGCAAAUCCGUUGAUCGUCGAAAUGUCCACAAUCCAUUACCCAAUGUUGGGUCAGUAAUAAUGAACUCCUAUGGCCCACAAUUGGUCAUAACACAAACCUAUCCGAUUUAUGUUAUAACCGCAAUCUGGCGUCUAAUGGAACUGCUUUUGGAACGGAGUGAAAAACAAAUUUUCAAUGCUCUAUUUGAUCCGAAAAUUCUCGAACCAAUGGUGGAGCUACUACGUGGUCUCAGCACAAAAUGCAAUAGCUAUUUGGCAACGAAUUUCUUUGCCAAAAUGGAAAUUAAACUGCUAUUUAAAUUACUGUGCUUCGAGGGGUUCAAUGAGUAUUUCAAACCCGCCGAAAUGGUGCAAAUCGUCUAUAACUAUUUGUGUUGCUUAACGGCCGAACAUAUACCCGAAGUGGAAGAACUUUUUGAAAGGGUCAUCUUUAAUCCUAAAUAUAUUUCUGUGGAGCUGGAGACCCUUAACAAAUGGCGUACAAAAUGUUUGGAACUGGUUUACACGCGUUAUAUUGUGGUGCCCCCCAGCGAAUUGACUCUGUCGCUGCCUUUUAGUCAAGUACCCAUUUUGCCAACGGAUUGGCCAUAUUUCCAAUUGAAAGUUAUUCUACAGCAUUAUGUUGAGAAUGUGAAACAGAAAACGGCAGCGGACUUUUCGGAACGUGAAAUUCUUCAGAUGACCUUAAACUUUGUUACCCAAUUGGAGGAAUGCAACGAGCACAUACAAAUCGUUUCACCCACCGAAAAAAUAAUGUAUCUAAUGAUUGCAUUUAUGGGCCCGGAUUCUCAGUUCCUCGACAAAGAAGUCAAUCAACUUUUAAGGCAACAUUUGCUGAAGUUUUAUAAAGACUGUGAAAAGGUGGAAUUUCAAUUCGAUGCAGAAUAUCAUGGAAAAUGUAAAUUUGAAAAUCUCUAUGUUUUGUUUUUGGAUCACUUUCAAGCCGCCAGUUAUGGCGAUGAACUCUUUAGCUCUCUGGUAAUGGUCCCACUGGCACAGAAAUAUGAUAACAAAUGGCGUCGCCGAGUUUGGUCGGAUCAUGUAUCAGCAUUGAGAUUUCUCGAUUGUAAAGAGGAAUUGCUCAUUGGUGGUCUGACAGCAUAUUUGGAACCCCAUGAACAAGAAGAAUCUUUGCUAAAGGAAUACAAUACAGCCUUAAAUUUAAAUUUAGUACGUCCAAAUACAUUACCACACAAAAUAGCCAAACAUCAUUUAGAUAAGUUCAAGAAACGUUUAAAUAAAUGAAACUUCUUGCAAAGGAGACAAUUUUGAAUGUAA